Messenger RNA from Candidozyma duobushaemuli, 450 nucleotides. RefSeq lists its product as uncharacterized. Gene Ontology annotation, biological process: purine nucleobase metabolic process. Gene Ontology annotation, molecular function: hydroxyisourate hydrolase activity. The transcript has a single exon. The record is from RefSeq and is a predicted model, not a curated record. NCBI's taxonomy places the organism in Eukaryota, Fungi, Ascomycota, Pichiomycetes, Serinales, Metschnikowiaceae. The coding region runs from base 1 to 450 and encodes 149 amino acids.
AUGUCGGUUGAUCCAAUUACUUGUCAUAUCUUGGAUACUUGCUUGGGCAAGCCUGCAAAGGGCGUCACAUGCCUGAUUUUCCAAAUUGGCCCACUCGUCACAGACAAGGGUUCUGAGAGUGCCUAUGACCUCAGAUCUCCAGAAAAGCCCUUCGCCAUGAGUAAGACAGACAACGAUGGAAGAAUCAAGAAUUGGGUAGUCAAUCCGCAAUUGGAUUCCUACGAGGCCACAAAACUCGGCAUCAACCAGGCCAAAUGGCAGGACCUUAAACCUGGUAUUUACAAGAUCAAGUUUUUGACAGGCAAGUAUUUCCAUGAAUUGAGCGCUGCCAACAGAACAUUCUUCCCAUAUGUGGAAAUUGUAUUCCAGGUCGAGAACCCUCCCGAUAAUCACUACCAUGUGCCAUUACUUUUGGCCAACCAUAGCUACUCUACAUAUCGCGGCAGCUAA